AGGGCGCCGCACCGCCCGGAGCUACCUCCGGAGCUGCGGGGGAAAGCGCCGGGCUGGGUGGCGGCCACCUGGGGCGAAGCGGCAGGAGUGGGUGCAGCCAGGAAGGGGGCAGGCGCCGCAGGGUCGGGGCCACGGCCGAGGGUCUUGGAUUCGCCGUCGCCAAUCCCCUGCUCUGUGUCUCGAGGGGUCCAAGUUGCCCCUCCUAGCCCCCCAAUCUAGGUCACCACCGGGAAGGGUUGAGCCGGGGGUGGUUGGACGGAGCGACGGGCCGACUGUCCGCCCCAGAGGUGGGCGAAGAGUAAAUUGCCUCAGGGCCGGCCCCUCUCACUUCCACCGGAUUGUAAUUCCAUCCCCGGGCGGGUCCAGCCUCCCUCCCUCCCUCCGCGGCCAGCGGGUCCCUCCCCGUCGGCCUCCUUCGCCGCCCCCACCCCCCCUAAAAGCCCUGGCGCUGGCAGCCGGCUUCACUCCCGCACGCCGACCGCCUGGCUGCUGUCCUGCCUCCUCGGACUCCUCGGUGGGCGCUGGUCCAGCUUCCUCAGCCCCCCACCCCCUCGCCCCGGCCCGGGGAUCCGCGGGGCCGGCGUCCUGCACGUCCCCCAGGAGACGCCCUUUCUCUGCGCGCCCGGGACUUGGUGAAACUUUGCAGGCGCCCGUGGUGAGAUGGAUUUAAUCCAAGGCAUCUUGUUCCGGCUCUUGCUCCUGGCCUCCAGCCUCAGGCCCGGCUUUGUGUCGCUCGGAGAGGCUCUCCGAAAACCAGGCAAGAUGGGGCCUCCUCUGCACGUCGCGCUGGACGCACUGAACUGCACGGCUUUCAGCAUCCAGUGGAAAAUGCCCAGGCACCCCAGGCGCCCCAUCACUGGGUAUACCGUCUUUUACAAUGCCGUGGGCGAGGAUAAACCCCCGCAGGAGCGGCACCACGGCGUGCGGCUGGGCCAGGACAUCGCCACCCACGGGCAGUCUGGUCAUCGGGUGAUCUUUGAGGAAGUGAUCGGAGGUUUGAGGCCAGGCACCGAAUAUGAAGUGAGUGUGGCAGCUUCCAGCCCGACGGGCAAAGGGUGGCUCAGCUCUUUGCGGCGUGUUACCACCUUGCCCCAAGAUUCCUGCCUGCCUCCCGCAACGCCCCAACGGCCGCAGGUCACCGUGGUGUCCGAGUCCGAGGUGGCCCUGUCCUGGAAGCCCGCAGAGAGUGCAGGGAGCUCCCCUAUUCAGUACUACUCUGUGGAAUUCAUCAGACCAGAUUUCGACCAGAGCUGGGCCUUAAUCCAAGAGCACGUCCAGAUGGACUCCAUGGUUAUCAAGGGCCUCGAUCCGCACACCAAGUACCAGUUUGCUGUGAGGGCUGUCAACCCCCACGGCCCGAGCGCCCGCAGCCCGCCCAGCGACACCGUCCGGACCUCCCGCCCCGAGGAGGCAGGAAGCGGCCACUAUGGACCCCAUUACAUAACCGGCUCAGGCGUCAGUGAAGAUGAUGAGGAUGAUGAUGACGAUGACGGCUUUGAAGACGACUUGGACUCGGAUAUUUUCUUUGAGGAGGUGAAACCACUUCCUGCUAUUAAAGGGGGGAAUGAGAAAUUAUUGGUGGAACCCAACAUGGUGCCAGGAUCAGACCCAAAAACCGUUUCUAAGCUCGUGCCCCCGACCCCAGCGUCCCUCCCCACGAUGGUGGUGGCUCCCCAGCCCACUCCAGUGAAGAGACAGGACCUGAACGGCGGGCCCAGGAUGCCGAGGCUCUUCGACAUGUCUUGCGAUGAAACUCUCUGCCCUAUUGACAGUUUCUGUGCCAAUGCCUACACCAGGGGGCGAUCUCGAUGCCAUUGCAACCUGGGCAAAGGGGGUGAGAGCUGCUCAGAAGAUAUCGCUAUACAGUACCCUCAGUUCUUUGGCUACUCUUACGUAACCUUUGAACCUUUGAAAAACUCCCAUCGGGCAUUUCACAUUACCCUUGAAUUUCGGGCCGAGGCGGAGGAUGGCUUACUGCUCUACUGUGGGGAGAACGAACACGAGAGGGGCGACUUCAUGUCCCUGGCCAUCAUCCGACGCUCCCUGCAGUUCAGGUUUAAUUGUGGAACCGGGGUCGCCAUCAUCGAAAGCGAGACCAAAAUCAAACUGGGGGGCUGGCAUAUGGUGACGCUCUACAGAGAUGGGCUGAAUGGGCUGCUGCAGCUGAACAACAACACCCCGGUGACCGGCCAGUCCCAGGGCCACUACAGUAAAAUCACCUUCCGGACGCCUCUGUAUCUUGGUGGGGCUCCCAGUACCUACUGGUUGGUCAGAGCCACCGGAACCAGCCACGGCUUUCAGGGCUGUGUGCAGUCGCUCUCGGUGAAUGGGGAGAGAGUGGACAUGAGGCCCUGGCCGGUGGGGAAGGCGCUCAGCGGGGCCGACGUGGGCGAGUGCAGCAGUGGGAUCUGUGACGAGACCUCGUGCGUCAACGGCGGCACCUGCGCAGCGGUCAGGGCUGACUCUUACAUCUGCCUAUGUCCCCUCGGGUUUAAAGGCCGACACUGCGAAGAGGCUUUCACCUUGACCGUCCCUCAGUUCAGAGAGUCCCUGCGCUCCUACGCUGCCACGCCCUGGCCCCUGGAGCCCCGAUACUACCUUUCCUUCAUGGAGUUCGAGAUCACGUUCCGACCGGACUCGGGCGACGGCGUCCUCCUGUACAGCUACGACACGGGCAGCAAGGACUUCCUGUCGCUCAACAUGGCAGGCGGCCACGUGGAGUUCCGCUUUGACUGCGGCUCCGGGACCGCCGUGCUCAGGAGUGAGGAACCCCUCGCCCUCGGUCACUGGCACGAGCUGCGUGUGUCCCGCACGGCGAGGAACGGCCUCUUACAGGUGGAUAAGCAGAAGGUGGUGGAAGGCAUGGCGGCGGGAGGCUUCACACAGAUUAAUUGCAACACGGAUAUUUUUAUUGGCGGAGUCCCCAGUUACGAUGAGGUGAAGGACAAGUCGGGCAUCCGCCAGCCGUUCAGUGGGAGCAUCCAGAAGAUCACCCUGAACGACCGCGCCGUCCACGUGAAGCACGACCUGAGCUGGGGCGUGAACGUGGAGAAUGCCGCCCACCCCUGCGUGGCGGGCCCCUGCGCCCACGGGGGCAGCUGCCGACCCCGAAAGGAGGGCUAUGAGUGUGACUGUCCCUUAGGCUUUGAGGGUCUGCACUGCCAGAAAGCCGUCACGGAAACCAUCGAGACUCCGCAGUUCAUCGGCCGCAGCUACCUGACCUACGACAGCCCGGACAUCCUCAAGAGGGUGUCCGGAUCAAGGUCAAAUGUAUUCAUGAGGUUUAAGGCCACUGCCAAAGACGGCCUGUUGAUGUGGCGGGGAGACAGCCUCCUGUCCAACAGUGACUUCAUUUCCUUGGGCCUUCGAGACGGAGCCCUGACGUUCAGCUAUAAUCUGGGCAGCGGCGUGGUGUCCAUCGUGGUGAACGGCUCCUUCCAUGAUGGGCGGUGGCACCGGGUCAAGGCUGUUCGGGACGGCCCGUCGGGAAAGAUCACGGUGGACGACUAUGGGGCCAGGACGGGCAAGUCGCCCGGCACCAUGAGACAGCUGAACAUCAACGGGCCGCUGUACGUGGGUGGCAUGAGGGACAUCGCUCUGCACACUAACAGGCAGUACGUGCGAGGCCUCGUGGGCUGCAUCUCCCAUCUCACCCUGUCCACCGAUUACCACGUUGCCCUGGUGGCGGAUGCCGCGGAUGGUAGGAACAUCAACACCUGCGGAGCCAAGUAACGCCGGCCGGCCUUGCCCAAGGGACGGAGCCUUCUACCCUGAGAGCCCCCGGGGGGCCCUCAGCCCCUGCCGACACUGUACGCCGAGGCAGGGGGGGCUGGCUGUGCUCGUUCCCAUCGAGGGGAAAGUGCACCCGGCUGAGAAACUAGAACCCAGACAGGAGUCCCUGUGUGGCCUUUCCUGCUGACACUCCGUGGGCCAAACCUGCCGGAAUCUUCCGUGUAGGAAGCAGCGGACUUUGUCCACUGAACGUGCCGUGGCUGCCAGAGAUCACACACCAGGCCCACUCGGGCCUGUCCGCUGUGGCUCAGUGACCGCCCUGUGAGUCAUGAUGCGUUAGAAGAGAGACCUGAUGGGCGGUAUUAACAUACUUCUCCCCGUCCCUGACUCGUGGUACUGACUGACAGCAGAAUGACUGUGUGACCUUGAACCUGGAGCUUCUCACCUUGGCCCAUGAAUUAUUAGGAUUAACCCCUUCCACUCCUCACUGGCUGUUUCAAUGUGCUCUGACUCUUCCAUGAAAAUAAGAGGGAGGGGAGACCACAUGGAGACUCAUAACCGUGAUGCUGCCCUGAAGUUUACCUUUAGUGAGAAAUCCCUGCUUUUUAUAAUGUUAAUCUAAGAAAGUGGGCACCCUGAUUUUGUAGCUGUCCUUUUGUAUGUGUAUAUUUUUAUAGCUGCAGAUUGUCCACACAGUAUAAUUUUGCAAGUUUGGGUGGCCAGCCCUGAAUUCUUUGCACAGCUCCUGAAAAUGGGCCCUUAGUGGUAUCAGUGGAGUGGGGUGGGCGUUGUCUUGGGGAGCUGACCGUUCUCCUCCGGUAAAUGUUGACGGCUGGAGGAAAGGAACUGGAAGCUUCCCGGAUAAGCGGAUCAAAAGGUACACGUGUUACUGGGGGCGGGGUGGGAGAAAGGGGCGCUGUCAUUUCUGUUUUCAGAGGGGAGGACUGUCUACAGGGAGCUCGGAUAAAGGAGAUGAGGAGGCCAGUGCUCAUUCAUUCAAUCCUUCCCUCACUGCUGACGGUGCGGUGGCCCCUGCAGAGGCCAUGCCCAGAAAUGGAAGCUGAGACCAUUCCUGUGUCCCAGGCUGUGCUGGGGGUGAACAGCAGGGCCAUCAGCUGUCCCUUCGCUGUUCACGCACGUGAUGCUGGUGACAGCUGCCUCGCUGGCAGGUCCCCAUGGCAGGGCUCACCGGGGGAAAGGUGAGAUGAACACUGACCCCAAAGAGCAGGGAAACAUGACCCAGCACACCGAGGAGCCUGUAUCUGGUCCCGGUCACGACUCGACUCCGGUUUGUGCCGCAUUCACGCAGUGAAGGCGUUGGGCCCUGUGCGGGGCGCACCUUUGGGCACAGUGAGAACUCUGUAAAACGAAAAAAUAAACGAGAGGCGUUCAC
Messenger RNA from Artibeus jamaicensis (Jamaican fruit-eating bat), 5125 nucleotides. It is a transcript of the gene EGFLAM, whose product is annotated as EGF like, fibronectin type III and laminin G domains. NCBI's taxonomy places the organism in Eukaryota, Metazoa, Chordata, Mammalia, Chiroptera, Phyllostomidae. Gene Ontology annotation, molecular function: protein binding; calcium ion binding. Bases 661 to 3732 code for a protein of 1023 amino acids. The record is from RefSeq and is a predicted model, not a curated record. The transcript has 23 exons.